UAUGGCUGCAUUGCAUGGGCAUGAAGAGCUGAUUGAACUAUUAGUUCAAAGCUAUAAUGCUAAUGUAAACAUCCGUGACUACAGUGGGAAGAAGCCCAAGCACUACCUGAAGAUAAGCGCACAGGCGCACACCCAACUUGUCAAAGUAAAAGCAGCAGCGACUAUAGAUGCCGUCCAUGUAGUCAAUGCUGUGUACGAGACUAGUGUUUAACUUCUUGAUUGAUGUUCGAGGCAAUUCACGUUACCUGCUUCAACCUGCUAAGAAACCAGAAAUGUUGGAUGAUGUUGAUACUAAUGCUAACGUGAAGAGUAAUUCUGGCAAACCUCAGGGUAUCAGUUCCCUCUUGAUUCCUCUCAAUAAUAAUAUCCGUGCAAGCUUUCGCCGCUCCAAGACCGCAGUCGCUCGUGCUAAGAGCCCUCCUAGAUCACCAAACCUUUUCAGAAGAGCAUCUGCAUUACCUGCAACAUAUUUACACAUGAGCACAAGGGAGUUACCUAUGAAUAUUAAGAUGAGAAUAAACAAUAUGCAGCCUCCAUCUAUGCGUGCAUCUAUGAGACAGGAGAAAAGUUUAAAUUCCAACAAGCAAUCGAAGAAGAAGUUAGAGAAGCAAAGACCUGUCAGUGAACAGCCGGCAAUUGCAAAGGUCAACUCGGAUCCGGAUUUGAAGAAGAGCUUUUUUAUAUAGAACAAAUGCGCCUUGCCACUCACAGGAAAGAUAAUAUCCUUAACUCGUGUAACUAACUACAAACUAUUAUCAUUGUAAUCAAAAGUAAUAUGCAUUUAUUGUACACGUAUUCUAGUUACGUCAUCUGGGCUCGCUUUGUGGUUCAUAUUAUUGCAGAGACAGUGUUGUUAGGACCAAUUUAUCACUGACUAUAAGAUUGAUUAAACCUUCUCCUGAUAUUUUUGUGUAAACAACCUGGUUUAAGUCCAUGCAGAACAUUACAUUACGUCCACCUACGAAGUUCAUUGGCGAAAAAUUUGGUCGGCCGUGUACCAAAUAUAAAUUCGAAGAGGAUGUUUCUAAAAUUGAACGAAAAGAAGUUUCUUCAUUUGUAAGCUUUGAUUUUUGCCAGAAUUAUUAUCCAUGUAAGAAAUAUGUAUAUAUCUGUAAGAUAUUUGAUAUUUGAUAUACUACAAGUAUAAUAAAAAGUUUAAAAAACAA
Messenger RNA from Lineus longissimus, 1166 nucleotides. RefSeq lists its product as uncharacterized. Gene Ontology annotation, molecular function: protein binding. The coding region runs from base 186 to 686 and encodes 166 amino acids. NCBI's taxonomy places the organism in Eukaryota, Metazoa, Nemertea, Pilidiophora, Heteronemertea, Lineidae. The record is from RefSeq and is a predicted model, not a curated record. The transcript is spliced from 9 exons.